AUGGCAAGAAAUAACAUGGAAUUGUUUUCUUUGAUAUCAGAAUCGCUUCGUCUUGCAAUCGUUUCUUUCCUACCUUCCGAAGAAGCCGCAAGGAGAACAAGUAUCCUUAACAACUGGUUAAAGAUAUGGCAGUCCGAAGACCACAUCGAUUUCAAUGAAAACUUCUUCGUUGAUUCAAGUUCCGAUAAAAUCAAACAAGCGCAGAGAAAAGUUUUCCUCGACUUUAUCACAAAUUGGAUUGCGCAGUUCACUAGCCAUGACAUCAACAAGUUUUCUCUCACGAUUUCAAACCCUCAAACUUGUGGGGAAACAAUUGAAGGUUGUGUUGCUUUUGCGACACAACAGGGCGUGAAAGAUUUAACAUUUGAUUUCUCUGAUCCUAAGUGGGAAGACAACAAUUUGGAUUGUAAACAUGCGUUGUUCCAAUUGCCAACGCAGGUUUAUCAACUCGGAUCAUCACUUGAAUCACUUAAAUUGUAUUCAUGUGGUUUUGAUAUGCAAAAUCUUCAUAACUUUGUUGCACUCAAAGAUUUGUCUUUGGGUUGGAUUGAAGUUGAAAUCAAAACUCUCAAAAAAUUGUUAUCAACUUGUAGAACGAUUGAUAAUUUGAGUCUUGAGAAAUGUUUGAAUUUGGCAAACUUUGAUUUGGGAGAUGAACCACUUGGAUUAACAAGAUUGGUGGUAAACAAGUGUGAUGCUGAGUAUUUCAUAUUUAAUGCACCAAAUCUUAAAUACUUCAAAUAUUCUGGGGCUGUGUUUACUUCAGAUAUAAAUGUAAGGGCUAUAGAAGAGGUAUACAUUGAUUUUUCUCUAGAAUCGGAGUUUCAUGAACGUGGCAAUGAACUCUGCCAAAUCCUUCAUGAUUUCUCCGCCGCUAAGAUUCUAACAGUUUGCAGUUAUCUACUCCAGGUACUCUUUUAA
Medicago truncatula (barrel medic) is the source of this 921-nucleotide messenger RNA. RefSeq names its product putative F-box/LRR-repeat protein At1g56400. The record is from RefSeq and is a predicted model, not a curated record. The transcript has a single exon. Bases 1 to 921 code for a protein of 306 amino acids. NCBI's taxonomy places the organism in Eukaryota, Viridiplantae, Streptophyta, Magnoliopsida, Fabales, Fabaceae.